CACCGUAAUCAGUCCAAUACCAGCAUCAGUAUACCUUUGCGUGUCGGUCCUGUUAAGCGAGUGUGCAAGUGAUGUGGGCUGUAUUUUUCCUCUUCUCUGUCAUCACCUAUGUCCUCUCUACAACUCAGAUCUGAGCUGUUUGUGUUUGAUGUACCUCCACUUCAGGGUUUGCCUGGACUAAAGAUGACCGCCAAACGAUACCAUACCCCCUUUUCAGACUCCCAAGGACUGACACUUCUGUUUGCGCAUGGAGUUGGCGCGCACAAGGAGCAGUGGGAACCGAUGCUUCAGCAUCUGUUCUCUCACCAGAACAUGCAGCAGCCAAGUUGUAUACGUGAGGCCUGGUGUUUCGACUGGUUGAACCAUGGGGACGCCGCUAUAAUCAACAAGGCUGCACUCGAGCACCGUUCGCCGGGGGACGUUUCUAUAGCAGAAUGGGCAGCAGCGAUUGCGUCCUUUGUGAAAUCACCGUUUCUCAACGGCCACAAACUGGUCGGCUUCGGACACUCGGCGGGUUCCAGCGCAAUAAUACUCUCCACACGCGCAUUUCCCAUGCGCAAUCAACCCUUCGUUGCAGUAUUUCUCCUUGAACCUUCGAUGCUUACACGCGAAUUGUGGAUGUCUCACUUGAUAGAAAGAGAAACACUAGUGAGAAAAAGCAUAAAUGCUGCUCUCCGUCGACCUAGUGUGUUUGAUACUUCGGAAGAGGCAGCCAAUUACUGCCGAAACCGGAAGCCUUGGGCAGAAUUUGAUCACGCGGUAUUUGACGUCUUCAAACGACACGCGUUUUACCCAGUUAGCAUACAAGAUGGCAGCAAAAAGAAAACAAAAGUCGCUCUUAAAUGCGACUUACACCAUGAAGCACUUGCUUAUCAGGACAUCGAAAGCCACUUUGAAGCUACCGAUCAUUAUACACGCCUUUGCCGCGUGGUUCCCGUACACAUUGUGUUCGGAACCGUUCAUGAUUACAUUCCAUCCUAUUUCCAAGACUGCAUGACAGACGUCUCCCAGGGGAGAUCACCAGCGUCUGUGAAAAGGGUGCCUGGAGCUGGCCAUAAUAUUGUUCAACAAACUCCCGAAGCCCUUGCGAGGGAAAUAUCUAUCAGCCUGAAUUCAAUCAUGAAGGAUUCUACCUCGCAUCUCGUGCAUCGACUGUGAUCGUUAGCAACCUUCGCAAAUACCCAAUGAUGUAUAUGUAAGAAGACUACGAGGCGCUCGAACACGCAAGCGCUCAUGUAUCUUUGCUUUCUGGGUAUUGCAAGGGCGAGCCUUCCUCCAUGUAAUGUAAACCGCACGGGCCAUGUCCACUGAUUGGACACAAGUGCCUCGAAUCUCUUUGUACAUUACAUAUUUCGAUUUCCUGAUUGGGGUAGCUCUCGCGAUA
This is a messenger RNA of Suillus bovinus, 1384 nucleotides long. Its product is annotated as Alpha/beta hydrolase fold-1. The record is from RefSeq and is a predicted model, not a curated record. Lineage: Eukaryota; Fungi; Basidiomycota; Agaricomycetes; Boletales; Suillaceae. Bases 109 to 1158 code for a protein of 349 amino acids. The transcript is spliced from 7 exons.